Messenger RNA from Thamnophis sirtalis, 3246 nucleotides. The record is from RefSeq and is a predicted model, not a curated record. Lineage: Eukaryota; Metazoa; Chordata; Lepidosauria; Squamata; Natricidae.
CGGAUUUACAGCCAUGAAGUGCCCUCCUGCCCAAUAUGCUUGUACCCACCCACUGCUGCCAAGAUCACUCACUGCGGGCACAUCUUCUGCUGGGCCUGCAUCCUGCACUAUCUCUCCUUGAGUGAGAAGACCUGGAGCAAGUGCCCCAUCUGCUACGGCUCUAUUCACAAGAAGGACCUCAAAAGUGUUGUGGCUCUAGAAACCCGUCAGUAUGCAAUCGGUGAUACAAUUACAAUGCAGCUCAUGCAGCGGAAGAAAGGAGCCUUCAUAGCACUGCCAAAGUCAGCGCUCACCCCUGUGGAGCAGCCUAUUCACUUGGGGGAUAAGCCGCACAGCCAGUAUUCGAAGCUGCUUCUGGCCUCAGAGGCUCAGGUUCUCCAGCAAGUAAUCUUGGAGGAAAAGAUGGCCCUUCUGCAUCAGUACGAGGAGGAAAAACAUACGCCGGAAGCAUGUUUCAUUGAAGCAGCCCUGCAGGAAUUGAAGGAUCGCGAAGGCCACUUGAUGUCUGAUGGUGAUGUUCCUGGUGUCACUGCAGCUGUGGAAAAAUUAGUCAUGACAGAAGCUACUUCUGAGAAAGAAACUGUGGCAGAACCACAGGAGGAAAAGUGCAUUCUAGAAUAUCUUUCGGCUUUCAAUGAUGAAUUGCUGGGAUCUCCUCCUGUGGAUCCUGCAAAUGGAGAUCCCCCUGCUUUGGAAAGGGCAGAGGCGACAGCGGAUAACGGCACGGAGAGAAACGUAGAUCCGGCAAGUGAAGGAGGGGAAGCCAAUCUGAGUGCAUCUGCCUCAGGAAAGCCCAAGGCCGCUUUUGCCAGCAGGCACACACAGAGCUCUCCUUCCUAUUACUUCUACCAAGCUGAAGAUGGACAGUGUCUGUAUUUGCACCCGGUGAACGUCCGUUGCCUUGUGCAUGAAUACGGGAGCCUCGAGAAGAGUCCAGAGAGGAUCACGGCUACUGUGGUGGAGAUAUCCGGCCACUCCAUGACGGAGGACGUGCGUCAGCGUCAUCGUUACCUCUGCCAUUUGCCCCUCACCUGCGAAUUCAGUAUCUGUGAAUUAGCUUUGAAGCCUCCGGUCAUUUCGAAGGAAACACUGCUGAUGUUUUCAGAUGACAUUGAGAAACGAAAGCGGCUCAGACAGAAGAAAGCACGCGAUGAACGGCGUUGGGAACGCAGAAUUGAGAUGGAGGAAAACAAGAAGCAGGGCAAAUAUCCAGAGGUUCGGAUUGCGUUAGAGAACCUGCAGCAGUUUCCAGCCUUCAGCGCUUGCUCAGGAGAACCUGAUGGCCCUGAGAACCAAAGCCACCUGCUACCACCUGGUGUUGGAGGAAGUCCCACUUCUCAGUCAGAGUCCUUGUUGACUCCACUGUCAUCUUCCAGCCUUGGCAGCCCCCCAUUCCUGAUUGGAAGUCUGGAGGAGGACUCUGCUUUCCCCUCAUUUGCCCAGAUGCUGAGGGCUGGAAAAGCCAAACCAGACUUAUGGAAUAGUUCUCAGCCAAAGAAGAAAGACGAGACCCCCACUGUGGCACCUCCGGCUCCAGGAGACAGCGAUGCGGAGAGCGAUAACUCAGACCGUGUGCCUGUGCCUAGUUUCCAGAACUCAUUCAGCAAAGCUAUUGAGGCGGCUUUCCUCAAACUGGACAAACCGUCCACGUCUGACCACCUCCUAGAGGAGAAACGAGGCAAGAAAAAGAAGCAGAAGCAGAAGCUGCUCUUCAGCACUUCCGUGGUUCACACCAAGUGAUUUUAUCAAUAGGCUUCUCCUACUCCUUUCGAUUUAUUGGGUUUGCUUUUGUGUUUUUGCUGCUAUAGAUAAAUUAUUUUAGUUCGAACACAAUCUAUUUCGGGGAAGCAGGGAGGGAAGGGCUAGGGGUGAUUAAAAAUGGGCAUAUGUUGUUUGCUUGCUGAUACCAAACUGAAAUAUUGCAACACACACACAUCCAAAAGGAUGUGUGUUAGGCCAGGCUGACUCUUGUUGACCUGGCUUGCCAUUGGGCUGUAGAAGUACAACCUCAGAGUGGAGGGUGCACAGCUGCUUUUGCCAUUCGGAGAGAGGUUGAAUGCGAUCAGCCUGAGGCUGCAGUGAGUUAAGCACAACCAGGGGGCUGCUGCUCACCCUUUGGACAUAGGGAAGACACCAGCCGAUAGAGACCCUUACCAAUGGCUGUGCCCACUUAAUUAGCACUUGGAAGAGCAGUAGGUUGUGGUGCAUGUAGCUCAGUUCCUCCCUCCCGAUGCUCUCCUUUGUAAGACCAGGGUUUGCAGAGGUUCUGUUGGAAGAGAUCUACCAUGGUCAGACUGUGUGCAGUGGCUGCUUUUGGGGUGAAGGUGCUAAUUGCUGGGGAAGGGAGGAAUGGGGAGCAGCAUUUCCCUUUGCCCAGAAGGGGCAGCCCAGAGAGCCUGGCAUUUGCUGGGUGCCUAGAUUCCAGUUAUAUAGGAGGAUAUGUGUUCUUUUCCCACUUUCUUUUCUUCUGUUGGAGAAAAUCUCUCAUUCUGCACUGCUUUUUGGCUUGAUCUGAAAGUAAUUAGUACUAAAGUGUCAUUUCCAUUGACCACAAUGAAGUUUGAUGUAAUAUACCAGCAAAGGUAAAUAGUUGCAAUAAACCAUAUGCACAACAAUUGGUAUUUCUGCAGGGUGUUUUUUCCCCGCCAAUUAUAUUUUGAUUGAGUCACUCUCACUUGGAAUCAACUUGCUUCAUUAUGAACAGGCAUUACCCAGGUCAAAAACAUGCAGCAGAUCUUCCAGAACAGGAAGUUGUGGCUUUGCUAACCGUUGGAGACCAAACCAGUAAUACAUCAUGCAGGAACUUAAAAUUAAUAAACCAAUGAUCUCUGUAUGAUCACUUCAUUUUAGUAGAUGCGUGAAAUAGACUUUCUUAAGUCAUCCCUGAAAGACACUAGAAGUUCCUCAUGGAGGAGAAUAUUCCCUUGGUAUGCGCAGGGCUUGUAGAACUCCUUGACUUGACCACAAUUGGGACCAGAAUUUCAGUCACAAAGCAGUAGGGUUGUUAAGUGAGUCAUCAGGUGAUUGGAUCUAAUUUUAUAACCAGUUUUAUUCUGGUUAUUAAGCUAAAACCCCACCUACCCUCAAUGUGUAUCUUGCUCCUUUCCUAUCUUUGCAAUUUUAAAAUCAAUAUUAGUGUUAAUGUUGUUUUAAUGUUUUAUUUUGUUUUUAUUGAUUAAACUCUGUCUAGAGCCACCUCUGGACGAGAUGAACAACAUAGAAGUUUAAUAAAUAAUGACCACAAUU